CACACACACACAACAAAUAACCUUGUGUCUUUUUUUUUUUUCUUUCUUACUUCCACAUUUUUGCUGCCCUUUUUCUUUGACGUCCGUCUUUAGAACGCGCAUUCCCCGGUGAUUAUUCUCGUCCGUUUCUCUCAUUGGCUAUACGUUCUUUUAAUAUGACGGAAGACAUUCUGGCCACACGUCACACACGGCAACAAAGUGACGGGAAAUCGUUAAACAUGCAGCUCAUCAACAUUCUUUUUUAGCUCUUCGUAUGCACCACCUCGAGUUGCGAAAUUCAUAAUCUACGCAUAUUCCGAUUUGUGUUGUCAAUGUUUUGUUUGUUUUUUUUUUGGUUUUUUGGUUUUGUUGUUUCUCCGCUUGCCAGUUGCUAAUUUAUGUUUGGUAUUCCACAACGUUCCUUUACCUCCUUGUGUUUUCUAGAUGGCUUUGAUGGCUGCCAACUAGUCGACUGCGUUCUCGCUGCGGAUCUCGUUGAUUUAUGUUGUCGGGAAAACGCCGUGGCAGUCGACUGUUUUUCUCUUUGAGAUUUUGAUAUUUUUUAACGCAUCAGCAUGACUGCACCUUCUCUGUAUUUCUUAACAAGAUGCUAAAGGAAGGGGAGGAAAACAAAAAUCUCAAAAGUUUGCGCAAUUUCUACCAUUUUUUCCGCUUGACGUCUCUCGGAAUGUUGGCCGCUAUUGAUAUAGCGGACGAUUCAGAGAACUGAUGUCCAACUACCAAGUUAUUUUUUUUCAUUUAUUAAUAGAUCGAUAAGGGCGUAUUUGUGAUGUGCGACAUUGUCACAACGUUGAGCGAACGCAAAACUUUGUGGCCAGAACAAAAGAUGAAAGAGAGAGCUAUCUCUUAUCAAUCGCUUCGAAGCUCAUCGAUGUGUAGGUCUUUCGAGCAGCAGCCGUGCCAGUUGACGUUACAUAAGAUGUCCCUUAAAAGAGAAAUUAUUAUGCACCUUUACGUGCUGCUUUUGAUCCCAUUGAUGUGCGCGGCUUGCGCGGCAGUCAGUACGGACACAGCCGGCAUUUAUAAUCCGGUGCUUCCACACAGGAGAAUGCCGCAACACACCACAUCCUGGACGUAUCCGUACUAUUUUGAUUAUCCGUAUCCCACGGUUGGCCAACAAACGAACCGACGUUUAUCGAAAGCUGCGCCAGCGGCUCCACAGAAACCCAACACUUAUUAUUAUUACCCGUAUCGUUAUCCUUAUCCGUAUCACUAUCUGUAUCAGAACCCAAGUCCGGUUUCGCCGGACUUUCAUGCAGUCAAUCAAGUGGAGUUUAUAGAACCUAUCGCAUCGUAUGAUUUUAGCGGCAACGCUUAUUCCAGACGGCCUUGGAAGACGGGCCGAUUGCAUCCUCAUCCUACCGUGACUAUCAUGGGGCCAGGAGGAGCUGGAGGUGGCGGAGGUGACUGAAAGUUUAGUGAAUAUGUUUGCCUGAUUUUUUUUAAGUGAAUUGAAAUCCCCAUUUGUGUACUAGACUAUAUAAUGAAUCGUUGCUUUG
Messenger RNA from Daphnia magna, 1499 nucleotides. RefSeq lists its product as uncharacterized. Bases 770 to 1411 code for a protein of 213 amino acids. The record is from RefSeq and is a predicted model, not a curated record. NCBI's taxonomy places the organism in Eukaryota, Metazoa, Arthropoda, Branchiopoda, Diplostraca, Daphniidae. The transcript has 2 exons.